UGCAAAUAUGAAAUAAUACUGAGUUCAAUUAGUAACGCCAAAGAAAUGGAUUUUACUGCAACUUCUUCUUCUAGUAGCAGAGUUGUGUGGUUAAUUUCAGUUUCAUUGAUUUUAGUGUCUCUUUAUUUUGGUUUACAAAGUUCAAGUACUUUCCCUUUAGUCCUUUCUUUUGGCAAUUUUUCUCAGUUUUUAGCAACAAAUGUUUCUUCCAAGAAAGAGAGCCAACUGAAUAAUUCACAACCAAUUGUUAAAUUACAAAAGAAGUUGAGCAGUUUAGAGAGACUUGAAGCUGGCCUUGUACGAGCAAGAGCUGCUAUAAAACAAGCUCAGAGUAAAAAUCAAACAUUUGAUGAUCCUGAGUAUGUUCCUACUGGUCCAAUUUACUGGAAUCCCAUUGCCUUCCACAGGAGCUACUUGGAAAUGGAAAAACAUUUCAAGAUAUAUGUAUAUGAGGAAGGUGAACCCCCUGUUUUUCACUAUAGUGCUAGUCAAGGAAUACUGGGAAUUGAAGGAAUUCUAAUUCAUCAGCUUGAGAUUAGCAAGUUUAGGACUAAUGAUCCUGAAAAAGCUCAUGUUUACUUCCUCCCCUUCAGUGUAUUGUCAAUAGUAAGCUAUGUUUAUGUUGUCGAUUCUCGGGAAUGGGGUCCUAUGCGGAAUACAGCAGCAGAUUAUAUUGAUAAUAUCUCAAGAAAAUACCCUUAUUGGAACAGAAGCCUUGGAUCAGAUCACUUUAUGCUUGCUUGCCAUGAUUGGGGGCCUAGAAUUUCGUUAGCUAAUCCUUACUUGUACAAGAACUCAAUAAGAGUUCUAUGUAAUGCAAACACAUCUGAAAGAUUCAAUCCUUCAAAGGAUGUAUCGUUGCCAGAAAUCUAUCUCCCUCAAGGUACAACCGAUGGUUUAAUUGGAGGGCCGUCUCCAUCACAUCGUUCUGUUUUAGUUUUCUAUGCUGGAGGUAUUCAUGGCUACAUAAGGCAAGUGCUAAUGGAGUAUUGGGGAAAGAACGAUGAUCCUGACGUGCAAAUACACGAGUACCUUCCGAAGAAUGUGUCGUACUAUGGCAUGAUUAGAAAGAGUAAGUAUUGUAUUUGCCCGAGUGGUUGGGAAGUGGCUAGUCCGAGAAUGGUCGAGGCACUUUACAUGGGUUGUGUUCCGAUACUCUUAAAGGAUCAUUAUGUCGCGCCCUUUAGUGAUGUUUUGAACUGGAAAAGUUUUGCUGUUGAAAUGACUUCGAACGAUAUACCUAAUCUGAAGAAAAUCUUGAAUGCAAUACCUCAGAGACAGUACAUCAAAAUGCACAAGAGAGGACUUCAAGUAAGGAGACAUUUUGAGGUAAAUUUUCCUCCUAGAAGAUAUGAUGUUUUUCAUAUGAUUCUUCAUUCCAUUUGGCUCAGACGGCUCAAUAUUCAUGUUCAUGACACUAAGGAAUAAGGAUGAAUUAUCGAUUCAUGUGAAGUAUACGAUAUGGUGUCCAUCUCAUUCAAAUGAUUUGGUAGCCAAUUUUGUUGACUUGGUUUGUUUUG
Messenger RNA from Nicotiana tabacum (common tobacco), 1520 nucleotides. RefSeq names its product putative glycosyltransferase At5g03795. NCBI's taxonomy places the organism in Eukaryota, Viridiplantae, Streptophyta, Magnoliopsida, Solanales, Solanaceae. Gene Ontology annotation, molecular function: glycosyltransferase activity. The record is from RefSeq and is a predicted model, not a curated record.